Messenger RNA from Mirounga angustirostris (Northern elephant seal), 15739 nucleotides. RefSeq names its product FRAS1 related extracellular matrix 2 (gene FREM2). The transcript has 24 exons. Gene Ontology annotation, biological process: anatomical structure morphogenesis; cell communication. The coding region runs from base 389 to 9922 and encodes 3177 amino acids. NCBI's taxonomy places the organism in Eukaryota, Metazoa, Chordata, Mammalia, Carnivora, Phocidae. Gene Ontology annotation, cellular component: membrane. The record is from RefSeq and is a predicted model, not a curated record.
CCUAGGAGCUGAUUGGCAGAUAUCACUACCCAACCCUGGACUCGGGGCCUCCUCCCGGGACCAACGAUUGGCCUCCUGGGAGGACUGGAGUAAAGGGGUGCUAGGGAAGGAGUUUCCCUCAAAGCUCUAGGUCCGGGACCUGGGAAGCAGGAGUGGAGGGACUUGGUUCUCCCAGCCAGUGUGCGGCCGGCGGCGGAGCGGGACGGCCAGGGGCUCAGCCUCCGCAGCAGCGCCAGCCCGGCCCGGCCCGCGCAACUUUCCAUCCUGGCCCAGCCGCGGCUACAGAGUACGGGGUUCCUGGCACUUUCCGGAGGGGUCUCUUGCUCCCUGCCGGGGGACUGACUGCGCUCUCUAAGGCUGACCUGUCCGAACUCUUAACACCCGGAUCAUGCACGCGGCCAGGACCCCCCGGAUUGCCUCCCGCGCCGGCGGGGUGGCCCACCCCCCCAGUUUUCAGCCGAUACCUGCGCUGCCGCCCCGCCUCGUGCUGCUGUUGCUGCUUCUCCUGUCACUGGUAAGGUGCGUCCCGGCACAGCCCGCUGCCCCUGGCCGGGCGUUGCUGUCCCCGGAUCUCGCGGGGGCUGCAGGGGUCCCCGCCGAGGAGGCCAUAGUGCUGGCGAACCGUGGGCUGCGGGUGCCCUUCGGCCGCGAGGUCUGGCUGGAUCCUCUGCACGACCUGGUGCUGCAGGUGCAGCCGGGGGACCGCUGCGCGGUGAGCGUGCUAGACAACGACGCGCUGGCCCAGAGGCCUGGCCGCCUGAGUCCCAAGCGCUUCCCGUGCGACUUCGGCCCGGGAGAGGUGCGUUACUCGCACCUGGGCGCGCGCAGCCCGUCGCGGGAUCGCAUUCGGCUGCAGCUGCGCUACGACGCUCCGGGAGGGGCAGCAGUGCUACCCUUGGUGUUGGAGGUGGAGGUGCUUUUCACCCAGCUGGAGGUUGUGACUCGGAACUUGCCCCUCGUCGUGGAGGAGCUGCUGGGGACCAGCAAUGCCCUGGACGCGCGGAGCCUGGAGUUCGCCUACCAGCCCGAGACCGAGGAGUGUCGCGUGGGCAUCCUGUCCGGCUUGAGCGCGCUGCCUCGCUACGGGGAACUCCUUCACUACCCGCAGGUUCCAGGUGGAGCCAGCGAGGGGGGCGCCCAGGAGCCAAUCCUGAUGGACUGCAAAGCUUUCCAGGAGCUAGGCGUGCGCUACCGCCACACGGCCCCCAGUCGGUCCCCAAACAGGGACUGGGUGCCCAUGGUGGUGGAGCUGCGCUCUCGAGGUUCGCCUCUGGGCAGGCCUCCUUUAAAACGUGAGCACUUCCAGGUGCUGGUGAGAAUCCGAGGAGGGGCUGAGAACACCGCACCCAAGCCCAGUUUUGUGGCCAUGAUGAUGAUGGAGGUGGACCAGUUUGUACUCACGGCCCUGACCCCGGACAUGCUGGCUGCCGAGGAUGCUGAGUCGCCUUCUGACCUGUUGAUCUUCAACCUCACCUCUCCUUUCCAGCCUGGCCAGGGCUACCUAGUAAGUACUGAUGAUCGUAGCCUGCCCCUCUCCUCCUUCACGCAGAGGGACCUGCGACUCUUGAAGAUUGCCUACCAGCCCCCGUCUGAGGAUUCUGACCAGGAGCGUCUCUUUGAACUGGAAUUGGAGGUAGUGGACCCGGAAGGAGCUGCCUCAGACCCUUUUGCUUUUAUGGUAGUGGUGAAACCCAUGAACACACUGGCUCCCGUGGUCACCCGGAACACUGGUCUCAUUCUUUACGAGGGCCAGUCUCGGCCCCUUACAGGGCCUGCGGGCAUCGGACCACAAAACUUGGUCAUCAGCGACGAGGAUGACCUGGAGGCAGUGCAGCUGGAGGUGGUGGCUGGGCUCCGGCAUGGUCACCUUGUUCUUCUGGGGGCCACCGAUGGCAAUGCUGCCCCUAGGACCUUUACAGUGGCUGAGCUAGCGGCUGGCCAGGUGGUCUACCAUCACGAUGACAAAGAUGGCUCACUGAGUGACAACCUCGUCCUUCGAAUGGUGGAUGGAGGACGCAGGCACCAGGUGCAGUUCCUGUUCCCCAUCACCUUAGUGCCUGUGGAUGACCAACCACCAGUCCUCAAUGCUAACACGGGGCUGACACUGGCAGAAGGUGAAACGGCGCCCAUCCUGCCGCUUGCUCUAAGUGCAACUGACAUUGACUCAGAUGACUCUCUGCUGCUUUUUGUGCUGGAGCCGCCCUCCUUAACCGUAGGGCAUCUGCUUCUCCGCCAAACUCAUCCUCCCCGUGAGGAGGAGGAGGAGGAACUGAGCAGGGGCCCUUGGAGGAGACAGGGAGCAUUCUAUGAGCAAACGGUGACAGAGUGGUGGCAGCGGGACAUAACCGAGGGGAGGCUGUUCUACAGGCACUCGGGGCCCCAUAGUCCCGGGCCAGUGAUGGACCAGUUCACAUUUCGAGUCCAGGAUAACCAUGACCCCCCUAAUCAGUCGGGACCACACAGGUUUGUGAUACGCAUUCAUCCUGUGGAUCGCCUCCCUCCAGAGCUGGGCAGCGGCUGUCCCCUUCGGAUGGUGGUGCAGGAAUCCCAGCUCACCCCGCUGAGGAGGAAGUGGCUUCGCUACACUGACCUGGACACAGAUGACCGAGAACUGCGUUACACAGUGACCCAGCCCCCCAUGGACACAGAUGAAAACCACUCACCAACCCCACUGGGCACCUUGGUCCUGACUGAAAACCCCUCAGUCGUGGUGGCCCAUUUUACCCAAGCCCAGAUCAACCACCAUAAAAUUGCUUACAGACCCCCGGAGCAAGAACUGGGAGUGGCUGCCCGAGUGGCCCAGUUCCAGUUCCAGGUGGAGGACCAAGCUGGGAAUGUGGCUCCGGGCACCUUCACCCUUUACUUGCAGCCAGUGGACAACCAGCCACCCGAGAUCCUCAACACUGGUUUCACCAUUCAGGAGAAGGGCCACCACAUCCUGAGUGAGACUGAGUUGCAUGUGGUUGAUGUAGACACUGACAUGGCCCACAUCUCUUUCACUCUCACACAGGCGCCCAAACAUGGCCACAUGAGGGUGUCUGGACGGAUACUGCAUGUAGGGGAGGUCUUCCACUUGGAAGACAUAAAACAGGGUCGGAUUUCCUAUGCCCAUAACGGGGAUGAGUCUCUCACUGAUAGCUGCUCCUUGGAGGUCAGCGACAGACACCACGUGGUGCCCAUCACUCUUAGAGUAAAUGUCCGGCCAGUGGAUGAUGAGGUCCCCAUGCUGAGCCUUCCUGCUGGCACUCUGGGGUCAUAUCUAGAUGUUCUAGAAAAUGGAGCUACUGAAAUCACUGCCAGUGUAAUCAAGGGGACUGAUGAGGACACUGAUGAUUUGAUGUUGACUUUCGUCUUGGAAGAUCCACCCUUAUAUGGAGAAAUCCUGGUCAACGGAGUUCCAGCAGAGCAGUUUACCCAAAGGGACAUCUUAGAGGGCUCUGUCGUCUAUGCCCACACUAGUGGUGAGAUAGGCUUGUUGCCCAGAGGGGACUCAUUUAACCUGAGUCUGUCAGAUAUGUCUCAAGAAUGGGUAAUAGGUGGCAGUACUAUCCAAGGAGUUACCGUGUGGGUGACCAUCCUCCCUGUUGAUAACCAGGCUCCAGAAAUUUCUGUGGGUGAACGGUUUAUAGUCGUGGAAGGUGAUAAAAGUGUUAUAACCUCAACACAUAUAAGUGCUGAAGAUACUGAUUCAUUAACUGAUGACAUCUUGUGCACCAUAGUUAUUCAGCCUACCUCCGGUUAUGUUGAAAACAUUUCGCCAGCUCCAGGCUCUGAGAAAUCAAGAGCAGGAAUCGCUGUAAGUGCCUUUACCCUGAAAGACCUCAGGCAGAGUCAUAUUAACUAUGUCCAGAGUGUCCAUAAAGGGGUCGAGCCUGUGGAAGACAGAUUUAUAUUUCGUUGCUCUGAUGGCAUUAACUUUUCAGAGAGACAUUUUUUCCCCAUUGUCAUCAUUCCCACCAAUGAUGAACAGCCGGAAAUAUUUAUGAGAGAAUUUAUGGUGAUGGAAGGCAUGAGUCUGGUGAUCGAUACGCCCAUCCUCAAUGCUGCUGAUGCUGACAUUCCCCCGGAUGAUCUAACUUUCACUAUUACCCAAUUUCCUACUCACGGUCACAUCAUGAACCAGCUGAUAAAUGGCACAGUUUUGGUUGAAAGCUUCACCUUGGACCAGAUCAUAGAGAGUUCAAGCAUUAUUUAUGAGCAUGAUGACUCUGAGACUCAGGAAGACAGUUUUGUGAUAAGACUAACGGAUGGUAAGCACUCAGUGGAAAGGAUGGUCCUCAUUAUAGUUAUCCCAGUUGAUGAUGAGACCCCCAGAAUGACCAUCAAUAAUGGACUAGAAAUAGAAAUUGGGGAAACCAAAAUUAUCAACAACAAAAUAUUAAUGGCAACUGAUUUGGACUCUGAAGACAAAUCUUUGGUUUAUAUUAUUCGUUAUGGGCCAGGACACGGCUUAUUGCAGAGACAAAAACCUACAGGUGCCUUUGAAAAUAUCACACUGGGCAUGAAUUUCACCCAGGAUGAAGUGGACAGAAACUUAAUCCAGUAUGUCCAUUUUGGACAAGAGGGCAUUCGGGACCUAAUUAAAUUUGAUGUGACUGAUGGAAUAAAUGCCCUCAUAGAUCGCUACUUUUAUGUUUCCAUUGGGAGCAUUGACAUUGUCUUCCCAGAUGUGAUAAGCAAGGGAGUAUCCUUGAAAGAAGGUGGCAAAGUCACCCUCACAACAGACUUACUAAGCACCAGUGACUUGAACAGUCCUGAUGAAAACUUAGUUUUUACCAUCACCAGGGCUCCCAUGAGAGGUCACUUAGAGUGCACAGAUCAACUUGGAGCAUCCAUCACAUCUUUCACUCAGCUCCAACUGGCUGGCAACAAAAUCUACUACAUCCACACAGCUGAUGAUGAAGUCAAGAUGGACAGCUUUGAGUUUCAAGUCACCGAUGGACGUAACCCUGUCUUCCGGACAUUCCGUAUCUCCAUUAGUGAUGUGGAUAACAAAAAGCCAGUGGUCACCAUCCAUAACCUGGUUGUCAGUGAGGGUGAAAACAAGCUGAUCACUCCCUUUGAACUCACUGCCGAAGACAGAGAUACUCCUGACAAACUUCUGAAGUUCAUUGUCACCCAGGUGCCUGUUCAUGGUCAACUCCUAUUCAACAAUACCAGACCUGCCACGGUUUUUACCAAGCAAGACUUGAAUGAAAACUUAAUCAGCUACAGACAUGAUGGCACUGAGUCGAGUGAAGACAGCUUCUCCUUCACGGUGACUGAUGGUUCCCAUACAGAGUUCUAUGUUUUCCCUGAUACAAUAUUUGAAACAAGGAGACCCCAAGUGAUGAAAAUCCAGGUCUUAGCUGUUGACGAUAGUGUCCCCCAAAUUGCCGUGAACAAAGGGGCCUCCACACUUCGCACUCUGGCUACUGGUCACUUGGGCUUCAUGAUCACAAGCAAAAUACUGAAAGCGGAGGACAGAGACAGUCUACAUUUUUCUCUCAGGUUUAUUGUGACAGAGGCCCCUCAACACGGAUAUCUCCUCAACCUGGACAGAGGCAACUACAGUGUGACUCAGUUUACACAAGCUGACAUUGACGACAUGAAAAUAUGCUACGUUUUAAAAGAUGGGGCCAAUGCCACAAGUGAUAUGUUCCAUUUUACAGUUGAAGAUGGUGGUGGAAACAAAUUAACCAAGCAGCAUUUUCGUCUGAAUUGGGCAUGGAUCUCCUUUGAAAAGGACUAUUACCUGAUCAAUGAGGACUCCAAAUUUCUAGAUGUCGUUCUUAAACGUAGAGGUUACUUGGGAGAAACUUCAUUUAUAAGUAUUGGCACAAGAGAUGGGACUGCAGAAAAAGACAAAGACUUCAAGGGCAAAGCACAGAAACAAGUGCAGUUCAACCCAGGCCAGACCAGGGCCACCUGGAGAGUGCGGAUCAUGAGUGAUGGGGAGCACGAACAGUCGGAGACCUUCCAGGUGGUUCUCUCAGAGCCCGUGCUGGCUGCUCUGGAAUUCCCUGCAGUGACCACAGUGGAGAUUGUUGACCCAGGAGAUGAGUCAACUGUAUUUAUUCCCCAGUCUGAAUACUCUGUUGAAGAAGAUGUCGGUGAGCUGUUCAUUCCCGUCAGGAGAAGGGGAGACGUGAGCCAGGAGCUGAUGGUGGUCUGUUAUACACAACAAGGCACGGCAGGCGGAACUGUGCCCACAUCAGUGCUGUCCUAUUCAGAUUACAUAUCCAGGCCCGAGGACCACACCAGUGUCAUCCGCUUUGACAAAGAUGAGCGCGAGAAAAUGUGUCGCAUCAUUGUUAUUGAUGACUCCUUGUAUGAAGAGGAGGAAACAUUCCAUGUCCUUCUGAGCAUGCCCAUGGGUGGGAGGAUUGGAUCAGAGUUCCCAGGGGCUCAGGUUAAGAUCGUCCCUGACAAAGACGAUGAACCUGUCUUCUACUUUGGCAACGUCGAGUACCCCGUGGACGAGAGCGCCGGCUACGCAGAGGUGCGGGUGUGGAGAACAGGCACGGACCUAUCCAGGUCUUCCAGUGUCACAGUCAGAUCCCGGAAAACGGAUCCUCCCUCUGCUGACGCUGGAACAGACUAUGUGGGAAUCAGUCGGAAUUUAGAUUUUGCACCUGGAGUCAACAUGCAGACUGUUCGUGUUAUCAUCCUGGAUGACCUUGGGCAACCGGUGCUGGAGGGAAUUGAGAAAUUUGAACUAGUGCUUCGUAUGCCUAUGAAUGCUGCCCUCGGCGAGCCCAGCAAAGCCACAGUGUCCAUAAAUGAUUCUGUCUCGGAUUUGCCUAAGAUGCAAUUCAAAGAACGAGUAUAUACUGGCAAUGAAAAUGACGGGCAGAUAGUUGCAAUGAUCCACAGGAGCGGAGACGUUCACUACAGGUCUUCAGUGAGAUGUUACACCCGGCAGGGGUCUGCGCAGGUGAUGACGGACUUUGAGGAACGUCCAAACACUGGUAGUUCCAUCAUCACAUUUCUCCCUGGUGAGACCGAAAAGCCUUGUGUCCUUGAGCUGAUGGACGACACACUCUAUGAGGAGGUAGAGGAGCUCCGCCUGGUUCUUGGCACCCCACAAAGCGACUCCCCCUUUGGGGCUGCAGUUGGGGAACAGAAUGAAACUCUGAUAAGGAUCCAAGAUGAUGCUGAUAAGACUGUUAUUAAAUUUGGAGAAACCAAAUUUAGCAUCAGUGAACCCAAAGAACCGGGACAGUCGGUGGUUGUAAAAAUUCCAGUGAUUCGCCAAGGAGAUACUUCAAAGGUUUCCAUCGUGAGAGUCCACACCAAGGAUGGCUCCGCCACCUCUGGAAAAGACUAUCACCCUGUGUCAGAAGAAAUUGAGUUUAAGGAGGGAGAAACCCAGCAUACUGUUAACAUUGAAGUAAUCUUCGACGGGAUCAGAGAGAUGAGAGAGGCCUUCACUGUUCAUCUAAAACCCGAUGAGAACAUGGUAGCAGAGACGCAGGUGACCAAAGCCAUUGUGUAUAUAGAAGAAAUGAACAGCAUGGCAGAUGUCACUUUUCCUUCUGUCCCUCAAAUUGUGUCAUUAUUGAUGUACGAUGACACUUCCAGAGCUAGAGAUAGUGCUGGACCCGUGUCUGGCUAUCCUGUUGUCUGUAUCACGGCUUGCAACCCUAAAUACUCAGACUAUGACAAAACAGGCUCUAUUUGUGUAAGUGAGAACAUCAAUGACACCUUGACCCGGUACCGAUGGCUAACUAGCGCACCCGCUGGCCCUGAUGGCGUCACCAGCCCUAUGAGAGAAGUGGACUUUGACACUUUUUUUACAUCAUCCAAGAUGAUCACCUUGGAUUCCAUAUACUUCCAGCCCGGCUCCAGGGUGCAGUGUGCGGCCCGCGCUGUGAAUGCCAAUGGCAAGGAGGGCCUGGAGCUGAUGAGCCCUAUUGUCACCGUCGGCAGAGAAGAAGGUCUGUGUCAGCCCCGGGUGCCGGGGGCAGUGGGGGCAGAGCCGUUCUCAGCCAAGCUGCGCUACACGGGCCCCGAGGACCCAGACUACACAAACCUUAUCAAGCUCACGGUCACGAUGCCACAUAUAGAUGGCAUGCUCCCUGUGAUCUCCACUAAAGAGCUUUCCAACUUUGAGCUCACCCUCAGUCCUGAUGGCUCAAGAGUUGGAAACCACCAGUGCUCCAACCUUCUGGAUUACACUGAAGUGAAGACUCACCAUGGUUUCUUAACUGAUGCUACAAAAAAUCCAGAAGUAAUUGGAGAGACGCAUCCCUACCAGUACAGCUCAUCUAUCAGAGGCACUAGUACAUUACGCUUCUAUCGAAACCUGAACCUAGAGGCCUGUUUGUGGGAGUUUGUUGGCUACUAUGACAUGUCAGAACUCCUCACUGACUGUGGAGGCACCAUCGGGACCGAUGGACAGGUCUUAAAUCUAGUGCAGUCCUAUGUGACCCUUCGAGUGCCUCUGUAUGUUUCCUACGUGUUCCAUUCCCCGGUUGGGGUAGGAGGCUGGCAACAUUUUGACUUGAAGUCGGAGCUCCGCCUGACUUUCGUGUAUGACACUGCCAUCUUGUGGAAUGAUGGAAUCGGCAGCCCACCAGAAGCCGAACUCCAAGGUUCUCUCUACCCAACAAGCAUGCGCAUCGGUGAAGAGGGGCGGUUGGUGGUGAACUUCAAGACAGAAGCUCAGUUCCACGGUUUGUUCGUGCUGUCCCAUCCCGCAUCCUUCACGAGCUCAAUGAUCGUGUCAGCUGAUCACCCAGGCCUGACCUUCUCCCUGCGCCUCAUAAGGAGUGAGCCGACCUAUAACCAGCCGGUGCAGCAAUGGAGCUUUGUGUCUAACUUUGCAGUACGUGACUAUUCGGGGACUUACACAGUGAAACUCCUGCCUUGCACCACUCCAUCGCAUCAAGAGUACCGCCUGCCAGUCACCUGCAACCCCCGGGAGCCUGUCACCUUUGACCUCGACAUACGGUUCCAACAGGUCAGCGAUCCGGUGGCAGCUGAGUUCAGCUUGAACACCCAAAUGUACCUCCUCUCCAAGAAGAGUCUCUGGUUGUCUGACGGAUCGAUGGGAUUUGGGCAAGAAAGUGAUGUUGCCUUUGCAGAAGGUGACAUCAUUUAUGGGCGUGUCAUGGUAGAUCCUGUCCAGAAUCUGGGUGACUCCUUUUACUGCAGCAUUGAGAAGGUUUUCCUGUGCACUGGAGCUGACGGCUAUGUUCCCAAAUACAGUCCCACAAAUGCAGAAUACGGCUGCUUAGCUGACUCUCCUUCACUCUUAUACAGAUUUAAAAUUGUGGACAAAGCUCAGCCAGAGACACAAGCCACCAGUUUUGGAAAUGUCCUAUUUAAUGCCAAGCUAGCAGCAGAUGACCCUGAAGCUAUUCUCUUAGUGAAUCAGCCUGGAUCCGAUGGCUUUAAAGUCGACUCAACACCACUCUUUCAGGUCGCCCUGGGCCGGGAAUGGUACAUACACACGAUCUACACGGUAAGAUCGAAAGACAACGCCAAUCGAGGCAUUGGUAAAAGAAGCACCGAGUACCAGCACCACUCCUUAGUGAGUCCGGGGAAGCCCCCGGCGAUGAGCCAGGGCCGGAAGAAGAGGGAGAUCAGGAGCCCACCCCCGCUGGCCUGGGAAAUAGGUGCUAACAACAACCGGGGAACAAACAUCCAGCACAUUGCCCUGCAGCGCCCCAACAGGAAGCAGAGCCCCCAGGGGCGAGUGCCUCCCGACGGCGUCCUCCCCCGCGAGCUCGACCGGCCCAGCUCCGACGACGUCAGCCUGGUCCCGGUGGUCGGAGGCACCGCGGUGGGCUUACUCGCCGUCUGCCUCGCUGCCAUCGCAGUGAUGAUGUGCAGGAACAAGAAGGGCGCCAGGAGGAAGGGCGCUCUGAAGGGCUCAGGCAGCAGCAAGCCCGUGACGCCCCCGCAGAGCCACCACGGCGACAGCUCAGAGGUUUGAGGGGCGCAGGUGGGAUUCAGCCUUUGCCUCAAGUGCCUCGGAAAGACGGGAGGAACCCAAAUGCUUCUGUCAACGGCCGAGAAUUGGGGACUUCUGUUCCGGAGCUGCUCAGAGGGCCUGACUGUACUCAUGAACUUGGAUUUGAAUUCUGUCUACUCUUUUCAUGCAUCAGAGAACACAUGCAGACCACAGACCAGGCCUUUCCUCUGGCCCAGGAGGCAGCAACAAUGUAUUCACGUGUACACACAGCCAUCAGUGGGCUUCUCACUUUAGGCAUUUUUCUCUACACAGUGGAGACAAAUCUAUUCAAAGGUGCUGCAGACUCUCUCAGAAGUUUAAGAGGAGUCUAUUAUUGCUAUAUGAGUAUGAAUCUUGAAGGUGCAAUUAUCACAUGGUUUACUCAUUGUGUAACAGCUUAUUACUAGAAAGGUUUUAAUGGGCAGUCUGCAAGAAUGAUAAACACACUGUUUAUUAUGACAGGUUUUCGAAUAGGUGAAGACAGCAUGGAAUUAUGACCAGGGGUGGCUCAACCCAUCAUUCACCUUUUCUACUACUACGUGGGAGGGAGUGGAAGGAAAGAUAGAGGGAGGGGACUCACUAGCUUGGAUUUGAAUUGUUUCUCAUCCUCGUCAGAGCCUCCUUAUUUUAUUUGCUUAUUUAACUUUAAAUUAAACCAAAGAAUAUGUUAAGUCUGGAAGAAAUUGUCAAAGAAAGACUUUCCUGUUACAUAGUGAGAAAUAGUCGAGUUCUUGCAUGAUAGUGUACCUUAUUGGUGCUCAACAUUUGUGGGAAAUGAGAGGGUUGGUGGCGUUUUGAUGAUGAAGAAAUGCUAUAGAGAUAGAUUCACAUUUAUAAGACAAUGUUCUCUAAGAACUGAGCCUAGAUAUUUGCAGUAUUGAACCCAUCAAUGAUAAUGAGAAAUAUCAUUACAGGUGGUGGAGGGAGAAAGUGGUAUUUAUUAAUAUCAUGUGUUUAACCAAAGUGCCUCUUCUACGUACUUUAUGGAAUUAAAGAACAUUCUGACAGAUGAUACAUGAGGUUAACCCUCAGAGUAGCAUAACCACACAACCAAUGUCCAGAACUUAAAUUGGCCAUAGGGCAUUUUAUUAGCCUUCUAAUCAGCCUCUGGUUCUAAAAAUGGGAACCUCUGCAACUGUCAUUCCAGAGAUGGCCUUGGAGGUUGCCAUCUUCUUUGAUCCAGGAGGAAAGCAGCAUUCUUUGACAUCUCCAGUUCAGUGAGCUGAUGCAGUGAGGUCCCUCUCAGUAUCUGAAAAAAUAACGUGUAACGCUACUUACAGUGUUAAAAAUCAAGAAACUUAGUGAGCUUGCUUGGCAAGGCUCCCGUCGCCUUUCUGAAAAAAAUAUACUCUCACCAAAUGGCAGAAAUUUUGGUUGGAAAGCGAAGGAAAAUGUCAGUAGUCUAAUGACCAAUCUUCCAAAAGCUAGUGAAUGUAUUCCAAGCAAAAAUUAGGGUCAGGAGAAAAAGAACUGUAUGUUCUUUUUACUUGCGUUCCUAGCCUGGCCACACUGGACAUCCUAGUGGAAUGGAUCUUAUCUGGUGUCCGUGGGCACCAGCCAUCUCUUUACUGAAAAAAAGGAAUCUACACUGGUGCUGAGAGAGAGGUGAAAAGUGUCUAAUGCUCGCCUCUCUUCUUUUGGGCAGCUCUGCACUUCACAUUCAAAGUCUUUCAAAGAAUAUGGUAGACUGGAGUCUCCUUUUUGGGGAAUUUACAGAUAUCACCUAUAACUCAAAGGUCCCCCAAAGGACUUAUAUAAAGUACUGUAUAGCCCAGGAGUUCAUUUGUCAAACAUUGAUGCUUUCAUAAUUAUCCCCUUUUCUUUUGCUUUGCCUUCUGGCAGAUGCUUUGCUACUUUUUCAGCUACCUCAUAACUUGUCUAGGAAUGAGCAUGAGUUAAGUCGCUUCAAAUAGUGUGUGGACUUUUCAUGACUUAGCACUGGGUUCAACUCACUUAGGCUGUUAGAGCAAGUACUCGCGAUUGACUGCAUGUUCCUUUAGUAGUUUGGUUGCUUCAGAGCCUGACUCUCGUGCAAUCUUGAUCAUCUCUGUCACUGAAUAUAGUAAUCAGUGAAGCAUCAUUACAACAAGUCUGUUUGGAGCCUUUGGGCCACACUGAUUUUAUAUCAAAUUCCACUCUACAAUUAGUUUUUCUAAUGAGACUGGCAUAUAUGAAUUGGAGGGCUUAUAAAAUACAGAACAUGUCUAUCCUUUCCUAACAAAGAAAAGUUUCUUCCUCUCUGCCCAUUCCUUCUCUCUUUCUCUCCCUUUCCUUCCUCCCCUUGAAAACAGAGUCUGUAGGAAAUAGGCAGAUAUAGGUUUCUUAAGUAUAAAGUGCUUGAAUUUCGGCAUCAUUCUCUUUAUCUAUUUAUUUAAUGUGUGAUUUUACAUACAUUAAUCAUAAAAAAACUCUCUAGUGGAAAAAAGAAUCAGGGAAAAAUGCUUUAUUGUUCAAUAAAACAGACGCUUUUCCCUAAUAUUUUGUUUUUAGACAUUUAUGCUGGUAUUAUCAGAACAAUUACAUAAAAUAACUUCCCAUAGACAAUGGGAUGUAAGCUAUAAUAACUCCUUAGAUACCCAGUAGCUUCUGACGCUAAUUAAAACUGUAUAAUUGAAAUUGUAUUGCAGAGUAAACUCAAAGCACAAAAAUAUAUAUGGAGCCUUAGCAGCUCUCCCAGCAUAUGAACUAUGAAACAUUACAAUACGUAAUUACGUUUUAAUGAUGGUUUUAUUUCUUCCAAUUCAUUCCCUCUGUUAACAUUUACUAAAUGCUCACCUAGGACUAGCCACUUUGAGAGAUUACAUAGAAACCAAGAUGUCCUGCCUGGUCUUGGGCAGGUUAUAAUCAAAUGUGGCUCUUCCUUUAGACAAGAGUGAUUAACGUUUGCAUUGGGUUCUGCCCUGGACCAAGAACAAGCCAGGCAUGUCUGUGAACCACAACUUAAAACUCUCUCCAGAGCACCGAUAGUGGAGUCUACUCAUUUUCAUCUAAAAGAACCCCACGUUAUGGAUCAUUGUGAUCACAGAUCUAAGGCAAAUUAUUUCAAAUCAAUAAUUUAAAUGGAAAUGCCUUCACAAAUCUACACAGAGAGGGUGUAUUACAGGGAUGUGGGUAGCCUGGCAUAUUCUUUUCCUCUUAAUGGAAGACAGGCCCACUUUAUUCCAAGAAUGGGAUAUAGCACAUAAAUUCUUGUUCCCUUCCAUUCACAUCCCCAACAGCUCCUGAAGUGCACCCUCCCACAAGCAUCCACAGUGUUUGAACAGUAUGAGUGAAGGUCAACUAGAAUUCCUCUGCCAUGCUACUGCAUAGCAUUUGUGAUAUGAAGGACCAACUCUAGGCUCAGGAUGAAGGGAUUUAGUUCUAUAAAUAGCAGCAAACAACUUCUUUAUCAAGUCAUCAUACCUCUAAGUCUUUUCCAGGGUACCAACUCCACGGUCAACUUUGAAAAUGGAAAUGGACCUGUGUGAAAAUCACGGAGGCUUUCCUCAUAUAAAUCGGUGCUAACGGUUAAAAUAGUCCUAGAUUGAGAAACGAUAAAGUAGCAAUAACAGCAAAAUGUAAUGACAUUUAGAUUUUUAAAGUUGGAAAUUUGAUUUCUGCUACUAUUUUGAAAAUAUCUACUUAGUUUUGACUUAGAAACCAAUUUAGCCCUUUAAAAGAAAAAGAAAAAAGAAUUUUUAAAGAUGCAAGUGUUUUACAAAUUUGAAAUUUACAUAAUUGUAUUCAUUUGAAAACAAGGGAGCUAUAAUUCUUUGAAACUCUUUUGUUUCUUCUAGACAGGAGAGCAAUAACAAAAGGAAGAAGACAGGUGUCUUUACUAACCAUAGGGCAAAUGAUCAAUAGGGCUUAAGUGUGGAGAUUUUCAAGAAGGUCAACAGAAUGGUCAUUUGUGUAAACAUACGGUUGUGGGAUUUUCUUUGACAUUAUAAUGUUCAAAGGUUACUAUGUUUCCUUAAGAUUUUUCUUAGAACUGAUUCCAGUGUUGCCUGGUAAUGACAUAAAAAUUUUCAGAAAAUACUAUCAAUAGGUUCAAAGUUUCCCUCACUGUCUAUUUCUCCUUGUUGCCAUAUCCUUUGACGUUAAAAAUGAAAGACUGAGAUUUUGGUAGGUAUUUUGCUUUUAAUAAGAGAUUCUAAAAUAGAAGUGCAUGGUAUUUUCCUACAGUUUUCCCUGGAAAGAUUAUACAGAAACUUUAUAGAUAAAAGAAAGCUCAAGAGAGAACUGAAGUUGAUAAAACAAACUAUACUAAGGUGAGCCUCUCUCGAAUUUAAUUUUAUCAGGAAAACAAAUCAGAGUAUUGAAUUGGCAGACUUUUAAACAGUUUUGCUGUCUUCCUUAUCUUUCAAGUACAUUUGUUACCUUUUCCUGAUAUCUGUUUGUAUGUUUUUGUUUUUUUUUUUAGUAUUGUGUUUUGCUUAGGAGCAAAAGAAAAAACCAAAACCAAAACCCUGCUGUAGCAAUGACGUCUUCUUCUAUUUUCCUUCCUUCCUUCCUCCCUCCCUCCCUUUCUUCCUUCCUUGGUUCCUCUCUGGCACAGACUAGGGUUUUUUCUUCCUCUGAAAUUUCUUUAUCAUUCUUCCAGCAAUGCUUCCCUUUUAGUUUGGAAACCAUUGCCAUUUACACUACGUAAUUAGCAUUCUCAUUCAUCUGAAAGCUAGUAAGUGAGCCCAGCACUUGGGCAGUGUCCCUUCUUUAUCAAAUGUUAAGGCUUUUAGAUGAUGGAGAGAACUCCCUUCAAAAGAUCAAAAACAUCAUACUGAAUAAUGUGAUGACAAUCUGUGCUUUGAUUUUCUCUCAAUGAAGGUUCAACACUGACAUUUAGGACACACACACAAAAUCCCUUUAAAGGUUUGAGCAAAAAUAAAAGGCCAGAGAUCACAUAUAUGAAGUUGUUCUGCAUGAUUGAAUACUUUGCAAUGAAAUAAAUGGCAAAAUAAAAAAAAACUGUUAAAAUGUUAACAGCAUUGAAGUGUUUUAAAUUGUAAUUAUUAAAUGCACAAUGUUCCUUUCACUAUGAGCCAGAUGUUGCCUACGCUGAUUGCAUGAUUCCUUGAAUACUCUAAGUGAAUCUCUACUACAGAUAUUUAUUUUUCCAAAGUUUGGAUCGUCCCUUCGCAUAAGAAUUGUCAGUAUUGUGCCUUAGAAAAGAAGAAAGAAAAGAGAGAACUGUGAAUUUUUAAGAACUAACAUUAAUAAUAAAGAGCAUUGUAAUACAAAUCGCUUAAAAUAUAGACAAGCAAUUACUGGUAAAAAUAAAAGAUAAUCUCUGUAAGGGCCCAAAUUAAGCCCAUUACAAAAAGAAGUACAAAGCCUAGUCUCUUUCUGUGGUUUCAGGGAUUCAAGUUUUUGGCAAGGUAUUUUUUAAGCCCAUUUGUCUCUAAAAGAAAACUCCAGGCUGGACAAGGAGUUGUGUGUUUGAUAAUUGUAUUAAGUUCCUGCUUCCUUCCCCAAAGCCUUCCAAAACAGUAAAUUUAUAUUUAUCUAGCCACUGAGUGACAUAUCUGUGUGUAAUGGAAUUAUUUGCAGAGCUUAAUGGCCUUUGUGAUUUUCCCAUGGGAAUUCUUCAAAAACGAACAGGGUCUAGUUUUUGUUGUUGUUGUUUAUUGACUGGGGUACUUCAUGUUUGCUGGCUGUUGAAGCUUAUCCCUGGGAAACCAAUUAUGCCAAUAAUUGGGAGCCAUUCAGUCUUCCAUCCAUGUCUAAAAUAAUUCUUGCUGCCACUUGGGUUGCGUAAGUACCACUGUUUUCCUUCGAAAUAUAUCACAUGUUUAAUAUAAAUAAAGCCCACGUAAAUGUAAA